AAACAUUUGGUCCUGUUUGUCUUAUAACGUUUGUUAUGAAUUGGGACUUUAUAAAUGGAGUGAAUUCAAUUGAAAUCCACCAAUUAGUGGGUUAUGUGUGUGUAUACAUUUGCUGAGAGCAUUAUUAUUAUUUUUUGUAGUAGUAAUCUAUUGUUAAACAAACUGUGGAACAAUUCUUGGAGGUAAAUUUAUGGAUCCCAUCCUGGAAAGGUUUGAGUUUUCUCAAAAUCAGUGAAAUUGAUGUUCCUGGUCUGACAUCAUUCAUUAUAAAAAGCAGAUGUGUAGAAAAUAAAUGAACAUUUUGAACUUUACCAACAUCACUCUGGCCCGCACCAACGACUUCUCUUAAAUGACUCGUCGAUUUUAUUCUUAUUUUACAUGCACGGUCCUGAACGCACCACGAAUUGUUGACUUUCAAACCGAGUUCCUUCCCGGGAGCUGAUUGGUCGCUGUUGAGCUCGACGCGGGAAACUUUCCCGCUCCUGAAAGUUGCCGUCCGGGGGUGAAAUUUACAAACUUCGUGGGUUUGUUGUUUUUUAGUUGAAAGGUCAUCGUCUUGCGACAUGUUCUACUACCCAAAUGUCCUCCAGCGCCAUACUGGAUGUUUUUCCACAAUCUGGCUUGCAGCCACAGGAGGCAUCCGGGUCACUCGCAGGGAGUUCCUCAGGGUCAACGUAAAGCGGACAUGCAACGACAUCUUGGAGUACGUGACGGGGCAAGUUCCUGCUCUGGAGCCCAACCAGUCCAGGCCUCGCUUCUCCCUCUACCUGUCGUCUCAGCUGCAGUACGGCGUGGUCGUCAUCUACCACAAGCAGUGCGCCUUCUUGCUCGAGGAGGUCCAGCAAACUAUCGACCGCUGGCUCCGCUACAAAAGACUCGUUCAGAUAGACCUGGCUGAAUCCGACAGGAUGGCUCUGGAUCUUCCCGACGGCCUCAACAUGAUGGUGGAGGCCGAGGGAGCUCUGGACCCCUUCUUUGGUCUGAUGGCCUCCCACCAGCUGCCCAGCCCCUACAGAAUGGUCCCGACCGAGUUUGCGACUGAGGAUUUGGUUUUGCAGAACUUUACGGUGUCCAGCCCCACCAACAAACCAGACAAUCAAGCAGGUUUCGUUUCGCCUCUGGCUGCCAUCACACUAACAGAGAAGGAGCAGUUUGUCAUCAACACUGCUGAGGAUUUCGACGGAGCCGAGCUUCCCGAAGCCACAGCCAGAGACAUUCAGUUUCUGAUGGAUCAGCCUGAUUACUUCAGGAGAGAAGACGAGGAGCCUAACGAGAGGACAGGGGACCAAGCCGUCUCAUCCUUUGGCGUCCGGCUGAAGGACACGACGCUCGGGACAGAGCAGGACGUCAUGUGGCUGCUGGACGAGGAGACCGGGGAGCCCCUGGAGGUUCCUCUGGCAGCCGUGGCCCCUGAAAUGACCCCUGAGCACGUAGCGAUGCCACCGGAGAGCGUAGGGGACAGAGCUGCAGAGAGCCUCUGUGACGAGGCGGUGGGCCGUCCUCUGAGGACGCACGGCGGGAGACGCAGGCGCCAGCUGGUCUUUGUGGACCCUGAGGUCCAGAUCCCUGACCAAGAAAUACAUCAGCAGAUUGAAGAUCCACUGAUCGAAACUCUAGAUAUGGCGGAGGUGUUGGUGGACGUCCCUGCGCUGACCCGGAGGGCCUCUCCUGCUCAGCUCUUCAGCGCCCCCUGUGGAUCUCUCGUCCACCCCGACCUCCUGUCGCUAUGGAAACAGCGGGCCUCCAUCGCCAUCCAGAGGAAGAGCGGGGCGGCGCAGAGAGCGGAAGAGGAGUCAGAGCAGGACAUGGAGAUCCUGCGGACGGAGAGGAAGCGGAGGCACUCGCGCAUGAAGGAGAUGAGCAGCCAAUCAGGACUUCAAACCACUGAGGGCUCCUCUGUGUUAGAUGCCAUGCUGGAGAUGCCCGAUGAAGAUAAGUGUGGAAGUGACGUGACGACUCCCGUCAGCAGAUGGUCUCCACAUGAGGACGUCCAGCCACCAAUGGAGCCGAUAGCCGAGGAAAACAUGGAAUUGCCCGAGGCUGAGAGCGACACACAGUACAUGCUGAGCGAGAUCGCCUCCAUCCUGCAGAGAUCUGGUGAAGCCGCCUUUGACUCUUUGCUGCCCCCAAAGGCUGACCGCUGUACUGCAGCUCGCACUAUGAACAAACUGCUGGAGCUGCUGUCAGCUGGACAGGCGACGGCCCGUCAGACCGAGCCCUACAGUAGCAUCGCCAUAGCGCCAGCAGCGCUCGGGACGCCGAUCUGAACACUGACGGUUCACAGCCGAAUGAAUUGAUUCUUCUAUAAAUUCCUUUUUUUUAAAUGCAAUUGAUCAGCAAUCAUUUGUUUCAUCAGUUUGCAGUUUUUAAAAAUUAAAGCCAAUUUUACUGAAGUUUUAAUCUUUUAAAUAUUUAACGUAUUUAUAUGUUUUAAUCAUUAUUUUAAAUACAUGUUAAUAGUGUUUACAUAUUGAGUUUUAUUCAAGCUUUUUUCUAUUUUAGACCAGUAAAUGUUACAAAAAGCAACUUUGAUUGUGUUG
Poeciliopsis prolifica (blackstripe livebearer) is the source of this 2540-nucleotide messenger RNA. RefSeq names its product REC8 meiotic recombination protein b (gene rec8b). Gene Ontology annotation, molecular function: chromatin binding; protein binding. Gene Ontology annotation, biological process: mitotic sister chromatid cohesion; replication-born double-strand break repair via sister chromatid exchange; synaptonemal complex assembly. Gene Ontology annotation, cellular component: cohesin complex; synaptonemal complex. The record is from RefSeq and is a predicted model, not a curated record. Bases 564 to 2267 code for a protein of 567 amino acids. Lineage: Eukaryota; Metazoa; Chordata; Actinopteri; Cyprinodontiformes; Poeciliidae. The transcript is spliced from 18 exons.